Messenger RNA from Phyllostomus hastatus (greater spear-nosed bat), 1604 nucleotides. It is a transcript of the gene EMC10, whose product is annotated as ER membrane protein complex subunit 10. NCBI's taxonomy places the organism in Eukaryota, Metazoa, Chordata, Mammalia, Chiroptera, Phyllostomidae. Gene Ontology annotation, cellular component: EMC complex. The transcript has 7 exons. The record is from RefSeq and is a predicted model, not a curated record. The coding region runs from base 153 to 941 and encodes 262 amino acids.
ACGCGUCAGGCCCUGGUAGCGGGCAGGCGCUAGUGCGCAGACGCGAGGAGCCGGCGCAGGCGCACGGGGCGGUAGGUUGCAGUCCGUUUCUCCCGGAGUGCUCUGCGGCUCACGGCUCACUCUCGCCCGUUGGCUGGUGGGAAGGGAUCAAAAUGGCGGCGGCUGGUGCCGUGGCCAGUCGGCUGUUCCUGCUCUUGCUGGUGGCGGCCGCAGCUCCCAGUCGCGCGCGAGGCAGUGGUUGCAGGUCCGGGGCUGCUGUGCGAGGGGUGGGGGCGGAAGGUCGAGAGGGCGAGGGCUGUGGCACCAUUGGGCUGCUGCUGGAGCACUCAUUUGAGAUUGAUGACAGCGCCCACUUCCGGAAGCGGGGCUCUAUACUGUGGAACCAGCAGGACAACACCUUGUCCCUGUCACAGCGGCAGCUCAACGAGGAGGAGCGGGGCCGCCUGCGGGAUGUGGCAGCCAUGAAUGGCCUGUACCGGGUCCGGGUCCCACGGCGGCCUGGGGCCCCCGAUGGCCCGGAAGCUGGCGGCUACGUCUCCUCCUUCGUCCCCGCGUGCUCCCUGGUGGAGUCGCACCUCUCGGAUCACCUCACGCUGCACGUGGACGUGGCUGGCAACGUGGUGGGCGUGUCGGUGGUGACGCACCCCGGGGGCUGCCGGGGCCACGAAGUGGAGGACGUGGACCUGGAGCUGUUCAACACCUCUGUGCAGCUGCAGCCGCCCGUCACGGCCCCAGGCCCGGAGACCGCCGCCUUCAUUGAGCGCUUGGAGAUGGAGCAGGCCCAGAAGGCCAAGAACCCCCAGGAGCAGAAGUCCUUUUUUGCCAAAUAUUGGAUGUACAUCAUUCCAGUCGUCCUCUUCCUCAUGAUGUCCGGAACGCCAGAUGCUGGGGGCCAGGGGGGUGGCGGCAGUGGAGGUGGUGGCGGGGGCAGUGGCCGGUGAGGGACUCGGGGCCAGUCAGUGCCCACCCGUCUCUUUCACCCAGGGGACUGCUUUCCUGCCCAGAGUGCCCAUGUCCUUGUCACCCCAAAAGGGACUUGCUGGCACUCCCCAAGAGUCCCUUCCCUGUGGGCCUUGGUGUUCCUGGCAGGGGUGGGGUGGCUGCCCCUCCCCCACGGCCCUGCUGUAGUCCCCAGGGCCUCCCUUUGCCCACAGGCUGGGGCCCACGCCCCUGGGCCCUUCCAAUCUGGUGGCUGAUACCCCCACACCCCCACACCCUGCAGUCCGGGAAUGUGCCCGUGCUCUCCAGCCCCCGUGCCUUUGUGGACGGCCCAGCUCCUCUGCCACGCUCCUGUCGCUCUGCCCUCGUGGCACGGAGCAGGCCUGGGCAGCCAGGCUGGCCCUGCCCCGGGCCCUGCUCUGCCCUUUUUCUGCCCAGGAUGCCAGACCCUGCAUAGGCUUCUGGGCUCUCGGAAGCGAUGUUUAAAACCAGCACAAAGUGAACUAGCCGCAGGGAGUGGAGCGCAGGGCCCGGGGUGUCGGUGGAGUCCCACCCAGCCUGAGCGGUCCUCCCUGGGACGCUGGCACUAGGUGAGGUGCCCUGGCCUUUGCUGUUUAUUCCCCACACUUGUCUGUUUAAAGAACAUUGACGAGAAUGGGUUAAAA